ACCCUAUAAAUGACAGAGCAACACAGAGAUCUGUCUCGCCCCUCAUUUUCUGGUGGACACUUCUGACUGUAAUAUCCUCUCCAAAAGGACACCAUGUCUAACUUCUACCUGUGCUUGUUACUUGCUGGUCUCUGCGUUCUUGCCAGCUGUCAUCAUGUCCCCGGACACCAGGGUGGACAUGAUGGGCAUGAGCACCCACCAGAUAACCAGCCCACAGCUGAAAGUCACCAGGAGAGCGACCAUUUGCCCUGUCUCAAGAUAGCCCCAAGCAGUGCUGAGUUUGCUUUUAAAUUCUAUCGCCAGAUAGCUUCCAAGACUCCUGAUAAAAACAUUUUCUUUUCUCCAAUGAGCAUUUCUACUGCCUUUAUGCUUGUGACCCUGGGAGCUAAAGGGACCACGCGAGAUCAGAUUGUUUCAGGGAUUGGCUUUAACAAGUCCGUGCUCAGCAUGGAGGAGAUGGGUAAUGGCUUCCGCCACCUCCUACAAUUGCUGAACCACCCCAGUGCUCAUCAUGGUGGGCUGAGUGUUGGGAAUGCCCUUUUCUCAACUGACAGAUACCCAGUGCAACAGAAGUUCAUGGAUGAAGCUCAUGAUUUGCUCCAAGCAGAUAUUGUCCCUACUAAUUUCCAGAACACUGAAGAAGCUAUGAAACACAUCAACAGCUACAUAGAGAAGAAAACCCAUGGGAAAUUAGUGGACGUGCUGAACGAUCUUGACCCAGAAACUGCAAUAGUUCUUGUAAACUAUAUCUUCAUGCAAGGUUAUUGGCAAAGACCUUUUAAUCCCAUGUUUACUGAGAAGGAGGACUUCUUCGUCAAUAAUGAAACGACAGUCCAAGUGGAUAUGAUGCACAGGACCGGCUAUUAUUCUAACUAUCAUGAUGAAGAGCUGGGCUGCAAAGUGUUGCGGAUACCUUACCAAGGCAGUGCUUCAGCACUCUUCAUUCUGCCAAAGGAAGGAAAAUUGAAGCAGGUGGAACAGGCCCUGGGGCGAGAACAUCUGUUAAAAUGGGAGGCUGGUGCAAGAGAAUGGUUAAUAGAGCUGUCACUUCCGAAGGUUUCACUGAAGACAAGCAUUGAUGUCAAAGAGAUAUUUCAAGAAAUGGGUGUCACUGAGGUAUUCACGGACCAAGCAGAUCUAUCUGGAUUCACUGAGCAGCGCAAUUUGAAAAUUUCAAGGGCUGUCCACAAAGGUUAUUUGAAUAUCCACGAGAAUGGCACUGAAGCUGCUGCCACCACUGUCAUUGAAGGGGUUCCAAUGUCUCUCCCCCGUGUAUUUAAAUUCAACAGGCCCUUCCUAUUCAUGAUUGUAGAGCACUUUACCCGUGCCAUCUUAUUCUGUGGGAAACUGAUGAAUCCUAAUGAACACUAAUCACACAGCUGGUAUGCUCAGGAAGCUCACUUAAUGCCCAAGUCCUGGCCUAAUGUAUACAAAGCAUUUGUUUCAGAGCAAAGUAAGAAACUGAUGUGAUAACCUGGAGUCUGUGAAAAAAUAAACAAUCCGGUUGUUCUUUCUCCUGUA
Heteronotia binoei (common prickly gecko) is the source of this 1521-nucleotide messenger RNA. RefSeq names its product alpha-1-antitrypsin-like. NCBI's taxonomy places the organism in Eukaryota, Metazoa, Chordata, Lepidosauria, Squamata, Gekkonidae. The transcript is spliced from 5 exons. Gene Ontology annotation, molecular function: serine-type endopeptidase inhibitor activity. The coding region runs from base 94 to 1371 and encodes 425 amino acids. The record is from RefSeq and is a predicted model, not a curated record. Gene Ontology annotation, biological process: negative regulation of endopeptidase activity.